AUGACUACAAAAUACAACCUAGUGAUGCCCCUGCAUAUGAUUAUUAUUCUGACGGACAUUUCGUUUAAUUGUGCGGCAACUAUCGCCUAUGAUAAGAACACAGCCCAAUUAAUGAUUUUUAUGUGAGUUGCGUGAAGAUACAAGGAUGUGCUCGUUUCAGACUCCAAGAUAUAUUUCUGGUAAUGGGGGUAAUCGUGUUACUGAUAACGUUUUCUUCGACCUUCGUAUUUCGAGCCGGUCUCAUCGAAGUUUUGGCAAAAGAGUUUUGGUUCACAUUGCUUAUUUCCAGUUGUUAUUUGGUCUCAUCUAUUGUCCUACAUGUUUUGAGCUUGGUAAGGGUAGUAGAAUUUAAUUAUGUGCUCUCAGAAAGAUCGAUGGAAUGUUAAAAAGUACACUUGGCCCACACAUUUGCACGCGGUUUAUCUCACCCAAAGAACAUGUAAGAUAACACAAAUCAAAAUGAGACUUUGUUAAUAAUUACAGUAUCAGUUGUGUAUUAUUUCUGUUAUAAACGCUCCUCCUUGUGGCUGAGCAAUCCCAUCUACCACAAAGAUUCUGAAUGGCUACGGGAGCAGAUACGUGAGAGGUUCUGA
This is a messenger RNA of Bursaphelenchus xylophilus (pine wood nematode), 593 nucleotides long. Lineage: Eukaryota; Metazoa; Nematoda; Chromadorea; Rhabditida; Aphelenchoididae. The record is from the annotation of a GenBank genome assembly.